AAUAGGGAUGGGGAUCGAAGGGAUGGUCCUGGGUGCCUGCAAUGCCCUGUUUCUAUUUUGUGAUGAAUCACUGAGUUGUUCUUGUUGGAGCCUAUUCUUUGUAUCUUAUGUUCCCCCCACCCAAAUGUGUUAAGAGAACCAACAUAGGUGGAAGGAGGCACCAGAACCUCCCAGAACCUCCUCCCAGCCCCCAGGCACACAGUUAAACAUAACCUUCUGUGAAUUCGGGUGCACGUCUCUUCUCUCACCAAAUCAUCCCCACCUGGAGAGUGGAUGACACCCAGCUGGCAUUCCUCACUCCCUGUCUCCUGCACACCUGACUCCUGGGACCAGAGCCGUCACGGGCAAAGCUCCAGAGGUUGGCAGACCCCACCACCCUCUGGAGCAAUGGAAAAAAGGGUGAGAUACCAGCGGUGAAGAAAUCGUCCUGGCACCCAGACAGCUGCAACGAAGGGGAAGUUUCUACCCCUUUCAAAAUUGGUCCCUUUUCCUCUGCCCUUCCCCCCAUACCAACCCUGUGUACAGCCACAGCUUCAGUUUCCCAUGUGUCCUUUGUGACAGUCUCCCCUCAAUGUCCUUGGAAUCUUCGUCUCCCCUGCUUGAGUGUCCCCUGUGCCCAGUCUUCCUAGGACACAACCUCCAACCUCCAACCUUCCUAUGAACAGCACCUCCCUCUGCCUGUGUGUCCCCUGUCACAGGGAGCUCUGGGUACCGACACCUACUGUUUCCUUGCUGGACAGUGACUCCAGGGGCCGUGCCUGGGGCUAGUGUGUGGUCUCAUGAGCAGGGAGGGGAGGCCUACCAUGUGGAUUCCAAGGGAGGGAGGACAGUUGACCUCCUCACACCUCCACCCCUGGCCUCCCCCAUCUCUCAGGUCCCUAUGUCCCCACAUGAGUUCCACAGACAUGUACAGCCUGUGAUUCAGGUGGUCUGGCCCAAAGGAACCCUUUUUCACUUUGCAAAAAAAAUGACCCCAGAAGGGGAGGGGCAUUGGCAGGAAGGAAGGAGAUGGGGCUCGAGCCCUGCACAGGGUGUGAAUUUGGGCGAGGCUCUCACCCUCUCUGGCCUCUAGGCCCAGGGUCCCCAGCAGUGGAGAUGCGGUGGUGGAUGGCUGAUUCCCAAGGGCUGCCCCGGCCCUGACAGCGUCUGCGUGCGAGGUUCCUUCUCUGACGAGGGCCACUGUUCUGACAUCACUGUCACCUUCCUGUCGGGGCCUCCUCUCAGUCUUGCAGCUCUUAGCUUCUGAGAGACAAACCCGGAGAAACAGGCUCCCCGGGGACCCGGCACCUCCAAGCCCAGACAUGCUUCUGCUGCUGUUGGCCCUGCUCUGGGGGAGGGAGGGGGCCGAGGGCCAGAGGGGGGCCGAGAGGGGCCCACAGGGGGAUUACAGGCUGCAAGUGCAGGACGCAAAGGGGCAGGAGGGCCUGUGUGUGCGAGUUCCCUGCAAAUGCUUGUAUCCCCGGAAAGGCUGGUCUGAGUCUACCCCAGCUCUCGGCUACUGGUUCCGGAAAGGGGCCGGUGUACAACAGGAUGUUCUAGUGGCCACAAACAACCCAGAUGGAAAAGUGUGGCAGGAGUCCCAGGGCCGAUUCCGCCUCUUCGGAAACCCCCAGGACUACGACUGCUCCCUGGACAUCAGAGAUGUACGGAGAGGGGACUCGGGGACAUACGUCUUCAGGGUGGAGAGAGGGCCUUCUGUGAGAUAUACUUACACACAUGACCAGCUCUCCGUGCGUGUGACAGGUAAGGAGCAGAUUGUGGGAGAAGCCACAGGGGAAGGUUGGGGGUCCCAGGACAACCCGGGAGGGGCUGGGGGUGAUGCAUGUUGGGGCUCAGAGGCAGGGGCUGGACCAAAGCUUGAGGCUUCUCUCAAGGCUGCACCUCGGACCCUCCUCCUGAUCCCCGUGUCUCCCCAUCUCCCCCCAGCCCUGACCCAGACACCUGACAUCCUUAUCUCGGGGACCCUGGAGUCUGGACGCCCCAGUAACCUGACCUGCUCUGUGCCCUGGGCCUGUGUGUGGGGCACGCCCCCCAUCUUCUCCUGGACAUCAGCAGCCCUCACCGCCCUGGGCCCCAAGACCCACUUCUCCUCUGUGCUCACCCUCACCCCACGGCUGCAAGACCAUGGCACCGACCUCACCUGUCAGGUGACCUUGCCUGGGACCGGAGUGACCACAAUGAGGACCAUUCACCUCAACGUGUCCUAUUCUCCGUGGAACUUGACCGUCACUGUCUUCCAAGAAAAUGGCACAGCACCCACAGCCCUGGAGAAUGGCUCAUCUCUUUCAGUCCUGGAGAGCCAGUCCUUGCGCCUGGUCUGUGUCGUCAACAGCAACCCCCCCGCCAGGCUGAGCUGGGCCCGGGGGCACCUGACCCUGUGCAGCCCGAACCCAGGGGUGCUGGAGCUGCCUCGGGUACAGGAGAGAGAUGAAGGGGAAUAUACAUGCCGAGCUCAGAACGCGGUGGGCUCCCAGCACAUCUCCCUGAGCCUCUUGCUGCAGAGAAAAGCGUGGCCUUUAUCAGAAAGGCUGCUGGGGGCAGUCGGGGGAGCAGGUGUAACGGCUCUGAUCCUCCUGGUUCUCUGCAUCAUCAUCAUCCUAGUGAGAUCCCACAGGAAAAAAGUGACAAAGCCUUCAGUGGGCACCAAGAAUACAGGCAUGGAGAGUGCAAACGUUGUCACGAGGUCAGGGUCUCAGGGUCUCCUGAUUGAAGCCUGGGCAGGCAGCCUUCCCCCAGAUGCCGCCACCCCCUCCUUACGGGAGGAAGAAGAGCUCCAUUACGCAACACUCAACUUUCACCAGACAGAGCCUUGCUGCCCACAGGAACAGGUGGCCCCUAGUAUUGAGUACUCAGAGAUCAGGAUUCACAAAUGAGAGACGGCUGAGACCCCGCCCUGGCUUGAGAGAUCUUGGCCCCUGAAGGGCAAAGAAAAAGUCAGGGGCCAAUUCCUGUAGACUUAGAAGCCCUCCAGUUGAUGAGCUGUGAGUACGACAGAAAGAACACAAGCUUUGUAAACAGAGUAUUUCAAGUGCAAAGUCAUAUGCUGUGCCUUUACCAAGUAAGCGACAGACCAAUCCCUGCCUUUCUGUGCCUCAGUUUCCUACUCUGUGAAAUAGGGAUGAGAAGCCUACCUGUAAGCUCAUGGUGAGAAAUUUAUAUAGAAAUGCAAGGGACCUAGAAUAGCAAAACAAUCUAGUGAAGGAAGAACACGGUUGGAGAAAUCCGACUUUACUAUAAAGCUAGAGUAAUCAAGACACUGUGGUGUAGAACGGAAUCAAGUCCGUAAACAGAGUGUGUGUAUAUGGUCACUUGAACAGCACCAAGUCAAUUCAGUUGGGAGAGGAGGGACUUUUCAACAAGUAGUGGGAGAACAAGUAGGUCAAGGUUUAGAAACAAUGAAACUUGACCCCUUUUUCACAUCACAUGCAAAAAAUUAGUUUGAAAUGAAUCGUAAACCUAAAAGUAAAAGGGAAAACUAUAAAUAUUUUAUUAUUGUGCUGCCCAAUAUGGUAACCACCAGCCACACAUGGCCCUGGAGAGGUGCUACACAUAGUAUGCAAAAAAAAAAAAAAGAUAAAAGAUCCCAUUAACAAUUUUUUGUAUUGAUUACCUGUUGGAAUGAUAAUACUUUGGAUAUACUGGUUCUUUUAGACUAUUAUUAAAAGUAAUUUCAUUUGUA
Molecule: messenger RNA, 3679 nt
Organism: Leopardus geoffroyi (Geoffroy's cat)
Lineage: Eukaryota; Metazoa; Chordata; Mammalia; Carnivora; Felidae
Product: sialic acid-binding Ig-like lectin 12
Exons: 6
Coding region: 1302-2873 (523 amino acids)
Biological process (GO): cell adhesion
Cellular component (GO): plasma membrane
Molecular function (GO): sialic acid binding
Source: RefSeq, a predicted model, not a curated record